UACCACAUCACACCGCAGGACUAUUGUUGAAUCUACCGCCAAAGCUGCACUUCCUCCAUACAUAAAUAUAUCAUCGAUGCACACGCACACGAACACACGUGUGAUCGACAAUGCGAGAGCUCUACAAUGUUGUGCAGAGUUAGAAACUCGAAUCUAAUCCGAUGCACGUUCUGAUAGGUCUAGAGCAGAAUAUACACACUUCACUGUAACCCAGCGUUGCUGCAGAGAGCAGAAUGGACAGGAACAGGAGUUCAGAUAUAUAUGAGAAUUCGGAAGAUAAGGUUUCAUGGGAAUGCGAAUACGCAAACUGGGAGAAACCGAGGAACGCCAGGAACAUAAACGAGCAGGAACCUCAACACUCAGGAGAUGAUACUGCACGGAGGAGAUGUUCCAUAUGGUCCACGGUGUGUGUCGCGCUGCUGUGCGUUCUCCUGCUGAGCGGCGUUAUAGUGCUGUCUGUGAAACUCAACAACACGACAAGUGAACGAGACCAGUUGCAGAUCAGCUUUGACAAUAUGACUGCAGAGCGAGACCAGCUACUCGCUGAGAAAGAUGGAUUCCAGAUGCUGAAUAUUUCCAUACUGCAGUGUCAGCAGUAUUUCAUCACAACAGAGAAGAAGAGCUGGAGAGACGCAAGACUGUACUGCAGCUCGAGAGGAGCCGACCUUGUGAUCAUCAACAGCCGAGAAGAACAGGUGUUCAUCAGUAAACUUUUCAAGGGUGCUGAGGCUUGGAUUGGCCUGACCGACACCGUUGAAGAGGGGAAGUGGAAGUGGGUGAGCGGCACAGAACUGGCCACUGGGUUCUGGUGGGACGGAGAACCUAAUGACUUCAAUAAUGAGGAGGACUGUGCUGUAACUAGCAGCAAAUUUGCUAAAGCUGAAGUUAUGACGUGGGCGGAUUAUCCCUGUAAUCUUCAUGCACUUGCGAUUUGCAAGAUGAACGCAAAUUAGUAGAGCGGGUUUUUUUUUUUUUUUUAAAUAACUCAACAUAGUCUGUAUUUUAUUUAGCAGUUUAUUAACCGGGGUUGCGGUUUUUAUGCCGAGUCUGGCUAGUUUUGGAAGAAUGUCUCAGGGCGGGGAUGUUGCCAGGGGUUUUUUGGGCUAGUUUAAUGAUUGACUGUGGCCACCAUGAUUUUGUAGCAAAUAAUCUGAAAUAAACCUAAUCAGUUUCUAGAAGCAGCAUGAAAUGUAAGAUAUAUAUCGCAAGCAUCUGGGGCGGGAAAAGGGGAUUUUGGCCAUACUAAAACGGGUAAUUGCAUUCCACUUCAACUCAGAAAUGCGACACGGUGAACCGCAGUGAAAAGAAGAAAAAGUCUCUCGAUUUUCCGACGUCUGAUUUUUUGGGGCUGGUUUCAGGUCUUUUUUGCGCAAGACGUAAUUGUGCGAGAUGUAGUUGGGCUGGAAAUUCUGCGGAGACCUGGCAACCCUGUUUUUACCACACACUGCAAAUCCAACAUCACAUUUAAUGACUAUGUAAAGAGUCAAAAUGAUUCCAGUGCUAUGCUGUUCUGGCCAAUCAGAUUCCCCGUGUACCAGUCAAGUCAUCAUCAUGCUUUACAUUUUUUUUCUGGGCUUUUUGCUUGGAUUUCUCACUGAAUCAUAAAUCCUAAUUGAUAUUACUGA
Ictalurus punctatus (channel catfish) is the source of this 1625-nucleotide messenger RNA. Its product is annotated as C-type lectin domain family 4 member E. Bases 234 to 953 code for a protein of 239 amino acids. Gene Ontology annotation, molecular function: D-mannose binding; fucose binding. Gene Ontology annotation, cellular component: external side of plasma membrane. The transcript has 5 exons. Gene Ontology annotation, biological process: biological process involved in interspecies interaction between organisms. The record is from RefSeq and is a predicted model, not a curated record. Lineage: Eukaryota; Metazoa; Chordata; Actinopteri; Siluriformes; Ictaluridae.